CUCGAGACUUUGUCUGCUUCCCUGAACUUGGACGGCUUCGCCGAAGGCUUGUGCGUUGGUGGUUAGAGCCUCGUGGACAUGCCUGACUCAAAUCGGUCCAAGUACAAUGUGUGAAUGCGUCCAAAGGGAAAUCAGAGAGAAACUGGACUGACUCGCAGUUUGGAGGAGCUCAUCUACACCCUUCUCCUCCAACCGGUCUCGUUUGACCGAUACAGAUGCAGAGUCUAUGGCCAGGGGAGAGGGGAGGCUCCCGUCUUUCAAACUUCCUGUGCUUCAUGACCAGGAAUGUUGAGAGGGAGCUUAUGGAGGAAGUCGAACGGAAGGCGACUGCGCUGAAAAUAAAGGAGGUGGAGAAUAACUCUCUGAAAGUGAGGCUAGUCAAGGAGGUGACCACGAGGAUGGAGUUGGAGAAAACUGCGAAAGAUCUCGCAAGCUCGCUUGAAGGGUUGAUGACAGCGCUGGGCGAAAAGGAAGGGUUCAAUGGUGGUGGGGAGGGCAUCAGAAAGCCAAAGCUAGAGAAGUUGGGAAUCAAGAAGGGCCGCAACGUGCCGCAGGUUAAAGAUCGUUCUGGAGGCCGCACAAUUAUAACGGCGGAGAAAUCCCUCGGACCAGAGGUACAACGCAGCAUGGAGAUUAAGCACUUGAGAGACAAGUUGGACAAGGAGAUGGAGGAGAAGAACAGACUGAUGAAAAGGGUGGAUGAAUUGGGAGAAUUCCUGAGAACCUGCCAUGCAGACUUUAUGAGCACGAGGUCCGCUUACAAAACGGAGAGAAAGCUCCGGAUUGCAUUACAGGUGGAGAUCGAGGGUCUCCGCGAGCAACUGCAGCAACUCCAGCUGGAGCGACAGGAGCUGGCUACACAUGAAGGAGGAGUAUGUUUUGGGGAUGCUGGCCACGAAUCCGAGGAGCAAGGCGGAGACAUAGAGGCAGGCCUAUCACACGAAACCCCUGAGCCAUCCCAGGCCCCCCUUCGAGAUUCUCACCAAGGGGGGGAGCAGCGACACAGUAUUGAUCAUGCCAUUCCUGGUACUUGGCAGGGAUGUGUGGAAGAGCUCACAGAAUCUGGAGCACCACGUUGUAUGACCCGAGAUGAGUCCUCUGCGAGGACAGCCGAGAUGGGCGGAACUUGUGGUGCAUCUGUGCUUCUGCAGUCGGUCAGCGAUGAGGAGGGAAGUACCCUAGGAAGCUGGAACCCAGGAGAGCCGAUGGGGAUGGUGGAGCAACCGGGAGCAGAACGUGCCGGGAACGGCGAUAGGAAUGGGUCUGAAAAGGCUAUGGGUUCUGAGGGGCCGUCUGUGUCUCUGGUAGAGGAAGCAGUUCUUCUGAAGAGGCUACUUACCACUGAUGGCAAUUGUGAUCUGGGCUCGGAAUGCGAUCAAUCAGGAGGACCAAGGACUGGCGAGGCUGGGGAGGAGGCUAGAUUGGGAGUGGUAGGGGAUGAUACCAGGAGGGAUGGGAAGCGAGGAGGAGGAUCUACUAUUGCCGAGGCCGGGGAGGAGGCAGAAAUGCAAAUGACCGUGCCAGAGGCAACUAUGGGCCUGCUGGAGAAGGAGGUGGCCUCUAAGGAAGGGAGGGAGCUUUGCUACUGCGACUGUCGCAUGAUCGAUAUGAUGGAGGCAGAAGGAGAAAGUCUUGGCACUCCUGAUGAGGAGUCAGAGGGGAAAGGGACCAGGUUUGUCAAAAACCGGGAACUGCCUCAGGCUGUUUUGAAGCAAAUGACAGCCACUAUUGAAGGCGAGAGGGAGUCUGUCGUUGCUACGAUGAAGCGUUUGGAGCCAGAAGUAGAAAGUUUUGUCGCAACUGACGAGGAGUCGGAAGAGAGAGGGACUGGGCUUGUGAGAACCCGUGGACUGCCUCAGGCUGUUUUGCAUGGAAUGACAGUCACUCUUCGCGGAGAGAGGGAGGCCGUCGAACGAUUAGAAAGUGGGAACUCGGACCAGGUAACAAUUGUGUCGAGGGAAGCCCCUGAGUUCUUGCCGCCUGUGCCACAGAGAGAGAUGGAGCCUGUACAAAUAGGGAAAGAAGAACCUGGCCACCCAGAGAGCAAACACUCAGCUACAGACAAUGCAAGGUCCAAUACUCCACGGGAGGAGGUGACGGCCCCUGUGGGAGAUGGGAAGGAGAGGCAUGGACGCUCUUCUGCAGCGGCAUGUGGAGAUCCGGUGGAGAAGAUGCAGAUAAGCUCAUUCCGAACUCGCGGGCCGUUCGUGCCCCUUCGUUCCAGUGCGAAAGCAGUGUUAGAUGUCCUUCAAUCCACUGCCCGGAGGUUGCAGCGGAGACAACCUGGGCUUCCACCGUUGCCGGGGCAGUGUCAGCARGCUCUUCAAGGUGUGCAAUGCAUCCCCGAGGAUCUUUCUGAUAAAGUGUCUGGUGAUCUCCUAUAUCGACCAGACGUCAGCUCUUCAGAUCAGGUCAGACCAGGCCUGAUGAACAAACUGCAAGGGGUGUCAAUGCUGCCGCCAAUAGGCGACAUUGUGGCACAACGGGACGUAGUCGAAGACACGGAUAUAGCCGAAGAAAAGGAUGGAGUCGAAGAAAAGGACGCAGUGGCAAAGGACAGUUCGGAAGGCAUCAGUACUGCUCCUAGGUGGCAGACGAGCACUAGAGGAAUGAACAACUCAUUCCUCUCGAGAGGGGUGUUUAAGGCUGUGACGAGGGAAUUGGCAACCGCUGGAGGAGUCUCCAACACCACCAAUGUGGGGGACGAAGGAGUGUCGGCGCUCCAUCAGGUGAACGCUUCAAUGUCCGAGGAGGGGAAGGUCAAGGGUUCCCAUUUCACAGUGCACCAGGUGUUUUUAUCGCCCUCAGAGAAACCUGUCUCCUCCUCCGAAGCAGGAGAGGAUGGUGGUGAUUGUGAGGUGUCAGGGUCAGUUUCCGCGGUCCUUCCUCGAUUGGAAGGGGACAGUGUUGCCAGCGCAGCUGGCGGGAAUGAAGAGGGCAAAGAGAUCGAUGAACAGAAGGCGAGCAGGCAAUCUGCUGAAUUGGGAGAGCCGGAUGGUUGUGAUGCUGGAGGAAAAGUGUGGUGCAGAUCUGACACCCCUGAUUCCUAUUCUCCUGAACUGGAAACUGCCUCAGGAGGGUCUCUGCCGCCAGCGCGAUCAGCAGCCAUCGGUGCGGUUCGGCUUGAAAGGGUGGACUCUAUGGUGGUUGGUCUCAGAAGCAAGCUUGGUAUGGAGAUUGGUACUAGAAUAAAGCUGGAGAGGCAAGUGAAUGAGCUCAAGAGCAAGGUCUUGGAGUUGCAGAUCUCUAAUUCUCAAGUGCCUGAUAGCCCAACAUUGUUGGCUGAGAACACUCCUACCCCUUCAGGAAUCUCAGACUGGGCAGACUCCUACCCCAUUCGCCAUGCGGAAGCGGAUCUUCUCACUUCCAGCCGGGACGAAAAUGACAUCAGGGAUCAACAAAUUAGGGAGCUGAAGGCGAUGAUUUCUCAACUGACUGACAAGGUCUCCAAUCUGACAGAAGAACUCGACUCGGCGAGAGCGACGAUCGAUGACAUCACGCUGAGUCGUGACCUUAGCCUCAUGAAGGUCGCCAGCCUCCGGGGCAAGCUGGGAGCAGCGGUGCGCACGCAGGUCAAGUUGGGAACAAUGUUUGAAUCAGAGGCGUGGUGAGUUGCAAGCAAACAAUUUUUGAAUCGGAUUGGACUGGGAUUGAGAUUCUACAAAGAAUUCAAGUCAGCGAUCGACAUUCUGCAGCAAAGAACUAGAAAAAAGUCAGCAAACAACCUACAUAUGAAUGGGUUAAGGCCCUUGAGGGCUUUCUGCAAGAACACAAAUAUGUGCGAGAAUGUCCAGGAUUUUUCGUUUCGUUUUUUUCUGUUUUCCUGUUCAAAAUCCUGAUGGGAUAAAUUUGAAGUGUUCCCGACCUGCAGGUGGGCGAUACCGGCCAGGGGUCAGCUGGUAGCAUCAGGACUGCGCUUCUUCGACGGGCCAGUUGCUGUGCCUCCCCUCCAGUCUCCUCCCCUACAAACAUCAGCAGUCUCUGAUUCACUGCUUCUCGUUGGAGGCGAACUCGGUCUGGCUGCUAUGGGGUUCCCCGCGAUACUAUAAUGAAUAUUAAUGAUAAUAAGAAAGGCCUCAAAGGCCUCCCUGUCAGAUUCGACAGGUGAUUGACUUGGUAGCGUUUAAACGAAUUAGCCUUUUUUUUUCAAAAAAGAAGAAGAAGUGUUGCCUCCGUGUUGGACGGUGUCGUUCCCUGCGAACACCACACGAUAGAUAGAUGGCAAGGAGGUUCCACAUUUGUACAUAGAAGCAUUGACUAGCUGCUCGCCCACCAUCUUCUAAACGGGAAUUAAGCUAGAGAGAGAGAGAGAGAGAGAGAGAGAGAGAGAGAGAGAGAGAGAGAGAGAGAGAGAGAGAGAGAGAGUAAAUAACCUAGGGAGAGUUUAAAGCAUGAGCAGCACACCCGCCGACACUUGAUCUUUGAAAUUGACAUCUUGUCAUGUUCUGGAUUGAUUUUUUUUGUGUAAACUUGUAAAGAGUAUCAUAAUCACUUGGUAGCAGUUGAAACCGGAUAGAACUUCCAUUUUUAAGGAAGCCGAUUGCUCUGAGCAGUGUGGAUCUUAAUCUUAGUUGAUAGAACUGGAUGUGGAGAGCAGCAGUUGAUGGAACUUCAUCACAGCCACACAGCUUUAAGCUGUGGAGAGAAGUGCAUGGAGAGUAGUUGAUGCACAACUUCAUCAUCACAGCCAUAUAUACUUUUGACUGUUCGAGAAGAGUAAAUUGCAGUUGAUGGA
Messenger RNA from Chara braunii, 4735 nucleotides. The record is from the annotation of a GenBank genome assembly. Lineage: Eukaryota; Viridiplantae; Streptophyta; Charophyceae; Charales; Characeae.